This is a messenger RNA of Sporothrix schenckii 1099-18, 3282 nucleotides long. Its product is annotated as DDHD domain protein. The record is from RefSeq and is a predicted model, not a curated record. Gene Ontology annotation, cellular component: cytoplasm. Lineage: Eukaryota; Fungi; Ascomycota; Sordariomycetes; Ophiostomatales; Ophiostomataceae. The transcript has a single exon. The coding region runs from base 1 to 3282 and encodes 1093 amino acids. Gene Ontology annotation, molecular function: metal ion binding; glycerophospholipase activity.
AUGUCCGCGCUACCGAACACCGUACGGCCCGUCCAGCCUGUGAGCUCUUCUCCCUGCAUGCACAAUCUCGGGCCCGGAUGCCACCUUGCGCCAAUACCUCAACCACAAACCGAUUCAUGGCUUAAUGGUAUCCCGCCGAGCAAUGCACAAUUUUUUUAUUCGUCCACAGUACCCAUCGAUGACCCAAUAUUGAUCCCUUCCAAUGAUUCCACAUCCCCGAAACGGCCUCUACGACCUUUCUCCCAAGCAGAUAGCAACCGGCUUGAAAGAGCGUGGUUGCAACUUUUCUCCGAAGACGCCAGGGAAAAUCAUCUUUCAGCACGGCUUCGUCACAACCCUAGCCCACCAGUCAUACAGUCAAACGAAGACACAUUAGAUAUUGUCGUGCGCAAUCUAACGGCAAGGCACCGCUUAAAGCACUUGCAGGAUAGAGGUACCGGGCACGAUGCCGCCACAACGGUUAGAAUCACCGUGCAGGGAGCGGCAACUUCCAUUCCAGUUUGUUGCGAAGACCUGCUUGUCGACGCCAGAGGAGAGUUACGAACCCUGUUUUGCCCACUCGCUGUUCAGCGCCGUGCUGAGCUGGGUGUUGACGCCGUGACGAGGAGCGUCAUGGUGGCCCUCAACCGUACCAAGAAUGACCUCAGCAACACCAAUACUUCGACAGCGUCGUCUUCUAUGCAUCUUGCAGCGGCUCCACCUAUAGAGUCAAACUCUUCCGUACCACGAACACGGCGACCUUCAUCACAAGAGACAACAAGUCCGGCUCUUGACCCUUUUCUCCUUCGCGACCAGGUCACUUUGCCUACAAGAAGGGGCACAACUGACGGUCCUGACGAGGCCGUUUCGCACCUACCUGCACUACCUAGCCCCAUUGCUCCUCUGUCCAGACUACCUAUCCCGGAUGAUGGCAUUUCUGGGAAACCAUUUUUGCGACCGGGUAUACCAAGCGAAUUCGUACGAAGCUCAGCAUCUCCUUCUCCACCGUUUCGUGUAAACGAAGUUGAACGCAUGGACCCAGAAAGUGCACUAGAAACUGCCGGCGGCGAUACUGAAAUGCAUCACCCGUACUCUUCGUCGCCCCUUCAUCAACAGUGUCAAUCUGUACAUGGGCCCGGUGUUAACUGGGAGGAAACGGAGACCUUGAGACGCGAGAUACAGUCUUCUUCGUUGUCGCUAGAUCGCAUGAGGAAAUCCUUUGAAGUUGCUGUUGGUAUCUCGCGCUUAUACACAGUCGACUUGCCUGCCCUUCAAAUGAAACCAAUUUAUUGGUCCCCGGUGCAUGAUAUAAGUGCCGUCCAAAGGGCCACUUGGUUUUAUAGAGAUACAAUGAUGCCGCUUGAAGCCGAUGUAUCCAACCAGCUGGAAUCGCUGUUCAGGGAACUGCGACCAUGGACGGAAACAUGGAAAAUAGAGUUACGCUGUGCGGUCGACAUUGGCCCUAUCGGCGAGGAGAAAGUGUCCCAGCCAUUGUGGCCAUCUUCUACGCAGGAUAAAACCAGAACAAGGACAGGUCGAGCCCACCCAGUGCCCAAGAUAUCGAGUGAUCCGUUUUGCGCCUCUCACUGCUUUCAAGGCACCGCAGCAGCUGUGGGCACCGUGGGAUCUCCUCCUGCUUCAUAUUCCGAUCGGACAACUGCAGGUGACUCAGGCAAUUGUGCUUCACCAUCCGCCUCCGGCGAAAAGUGCUUUGCAAAUUACGAUGCGAUAUUCAAGGAUGGCACACAGGCUUUCCUCCUAAAGCCAAGCCUGAGACCCUCGGCCUACUACCGCCGGCAGCCUGUUGCAAAAAUUUGCAAGGGAGCGACGGUCGGGAUUCCUAUUGUCAGAGGCUUUGAUAGAGAUGCUUGGAAUCGUAUCCACAAUCAGUCACCACGUGGCCUUGUGGCCAAAAGUUUUCCGGCUGCGCCCAGUUUCGACUCGGCCGCUAUUGCAGGGAAUGUUCACGGUCAUCAAGAAGGUGUUGAAGACUGUCCGGGCUGCAGAGCCGAGAAGUUAGGCUGUCAAGUUUCUGACCUCGUACUGGUCAUACACGGCGUUGGGCAAAAGCUAGCAGAGAGGGUGGAAAGCUUUCACUUUACGCAUGCCGUUAACGGAUUACGGCGGGCGGUGAGUGCGGAGCUUAAAACCCCCGUUGUACAGUCGGUUCUCCGCGACGGUCACAGUGGCAUCAUGGUUUUGCCAGUCAACUGGCGGCACACGCUGUCGUUCGAAGACGGUGGGUUCUCAGAACCCCGAGGCGAGGAAGGGCACGCUACUACAAGUGGCUUCGAACUCAAGGAUAUUGAGCAAACUAGCAUUCCAGCCGUCCGGAGUAUGAUAUCAGACGUUAUGUUUGACAUACCCUUCUACAUGUCGAAUCACAAGCCGAAGAUGAUCACUUCACUGGUGCGCGAAGCCAACCGCGUCUAUCGCCUUUGGUGCCAAAACAAUCCGGGCUUUUCUCAAACAGGCCGAGUACAUCUCAUAGGCCACUCUCUCGGGAGUGCAAUGGCCGUCGAGGUGCUAUCCAAGCAACCGACGAAAAUACCUCGCGUUGAACCUAUUCCUACACCAGCCGUAUCAAACUUUUUUGAAUUCGACACUACGAAUCUCUUCCUCCUUGGAAGUCCCGCCGCCUUUUUCCUACUGUUGGAGCGCGGCGCACUCGUUCCACGCCGCGGUCGACAAAAGCCAGGCAUGGUUACCCGUAACAACAUUGACCGCCGUGUUUUUGGGGAGGCUGGCACAUUUGGCUGCCUCGCCGUUGACAACAUAUAUAACGUACUCGCAAAGGAAGAUCCUAUUGCAUAUCUACUUAACGGGACCAUCGACUCAGCCUAUGCAUCCGGUCUCAAAACAGCGUAUGUACCUUCGGCGUCCGUAAGUCUUUUCGCCUCUAUCAGCCAGUCUCUUAGGGGUGUUUUCCCGGGAAUGCCUACAACUCCUCAUCAGGUAGAUAACUCUCUCUCUACCACUGCUCUUCCAGCCAUCGUACGGCUCCCGUCCCAGGUUGAACUUGAAGUUCAUGAUUUUACUCGGGAAGAGAUUGCCGAGCACAAAGCUUAUCUUCUCAACGACAAUGGGCAAGUCGACUACUUCCUUCAAUCCGGCGGCGGCCCCCUCGAAAUCCAAUACCUGAAUAUGCUUAGCGCCCACACGAGUUACUGGACUAACCAAGAUCUCAUCCGGAUGCUCUGUGUCGAAAUUGGCCGCCGCCCAGGUACAGAUCAUACGAUGCCAACAAUGCGUGCUGUCAAGUCCUUUCAGAGGCCGUUCCAACCGUCGGCCAGGCGUAAAUAG